UCUCUUUCUCUCUCUUACUUCUCUCUCUCUCUCUUCUUUCUCCUGGUUUAACGAAGACUGACUGGGCUCUCCGGCAUUGACUCGUUCUCCGGCACAUCACUCCGGCCAUAUGACAGAGCUAGAGAUCGGGUAGGUUCAGGCAAUGAGGUUAGGAGUGAAGAAGAAAUUUUCGGGUAAAUCGCAGAACCCGGCAAUUCGCAGCAAAAAAAUUCAGUUCUUGGAGUUUAAGAAAGAGGCUUGAAACACAAUAAAGUUUAAAUUAGAAAUCGCAAAGUGGAAGGAAGGAAUUUUUGCGAGUUGCAUGAAUUCUAGGAUGAACUUUGGGAGGGGGUUUUCAAUUCCACAAGAAGAUGGUACCCAGAGAAAGGAUUAUUGGAUCCCUGUUACACCCCAAAAGCCAAUUAUGCCGAUUUCUAAUCCAAUCCCAGUUGAAAUGCAAGGGAAUCAGCUGGGAAGAGCAAAUUGGCAGGAAUUGCUUGGAAUUUAUGGAGAACUUUUACAAGAGACGACGAAUUUAAGUAGUACAGUUUCUAGUUCCAAUCCAAUUGAGCUAAGUCAUCAAAAUGGAGGCCUUUGUAAUUGGGAUGCUCCAGCUGAGAAAAAUGUUGGCUUCAAUGUCAAUGUUGGUGGGCAAAACAUUGGUUGCGACCGCACUGAUGGUUCCCUAGUGCAAUAUUUUGGAAACGACAGAGGAGGUUGGAAUAGUGAUUAUUUCAAAGAAGUGUUGGGUACGAAAAAUGCAGCAUCUGUGGCCUCUUCAAAUGGAAUCCCACACAAAAUGAGCCACAAUGAAGUUAGAACUCCUUCAAGUCCAAUUCCAUAUUCUCAAGUUGACAGCCACUGGACAGAUUCCCACCAUGCUCAUUCCUCACUUGCAAUCCAAAAUCGCACUUUGGCUUCAAAUCGUAGGAUCAAUGGUUACAGCUUACCGCAGAUGCCAAACAAUGGAUUUCCUAUCCCUUCCCGGCCCGACUUCAACCUAAACUCACCACCAAGAUCAGAAGCAGAAGCAGUCUCGAGCUUAUCGACUUCCUUCCAAUAUGCACCGGUGACACCAGAACAAGGAAAGAAGUUGGAGAACUACCGGCUUGCCCACACACUGAAUUUCUCAGUGACUGAAAACCAUCGUGAUGAACUCUUACAGAACAUUGUGGACUCAUCUGCUGCUACCAUUUCUACACCGCUUGAAGAAAAUAAAACAAAUGGAGUUGAGCUGAACCAGACGCCACAGCAGAAACCGCCAAAAAGAAGAAAACAUAGGCCAAAAGUAGUUGUGGAAGGGAAACCAAAAAGGUCUCCAAAGCCUACACCUCCAAAUGAAAAUCCAUCAGGGAAAAGGAAGUAUGUGAGGAAGAAGGUUCUCAACGCCUCAGUAACUCAACAGGCAGAUGUUCUGAAUGAGGUUACAGUAAAUGCGAAUUCUUCAGGGAAAAGGAAGUAUGUAAGAAAGAAGGGUCUCAAGGCCUCAGGAGUUCCACAGACAGAUGUCAUGAAUGAGAUUACAGUUACUGAUGUUGAGUCUGCAGCGAAGUCAUGCCGGAGAGUGUUGAUUUUUGACUUGGAAAAUGAAACAAAAGUUCAAAGCCAUGACAAAACUAGCAGUCAUCAGAUGGAAAUGCAUCAAGACUGUAGAGGGGCUUAUAAUUUGGAUUCAAAUUCUCAAGCCGCAGAGGAGCUCACGAGAAUCAAUACUGCAUCCACAGCAUCAGCUGCACAGAUUGAGCAGCACAAUGGAUAUAUCACAGAGAACCAGCAAGCGAGAACUAAAUGUAACUUUACCCACUCCACCAAUCAAAUGCCCACUGAAUGCAUAUCAUUGUCAGAACAGCAAGCACCUAUGCGACCACCAUCUAUGAUGAAAGAACAUACUUUAAAUGUCAUUGGGAGGAUGAUGAACAUGAGAAAUGCCAAUCAAUGCCAAAGCAGUGUCAAGACUGGUUACAGUCAGGUGCAUCAACACAUCCCUGAAGGAGGAAAAAGCCAGAUUUCUUUUGAAGCAAAUACUUGCACAAAUUUUAACCAAACAAGAGCACAGAUAUUGCACAGUGCCACUCAACUCCUUGCGAAAAAUCCUUUCAAUUUGGAUGAACAAAGAGGAUCCAAGAGAGAGUAUUGUCAUACUACUGAGCAGACGCAUCCUCGUCUGAAUUUGACGAACCCUUCAUUGUUGUGCCAGGAAAUGUCCAAGACACAUGACUAUAACAGUCAAAGCAGCAAUCAUGACACAGGUGGUUCAGAAACUCACAAGAAAAAGAAGAUUGAGAGUAAAUUUCAUGCAAGCAAACCAAGUACAUCUUUUUGCAUUGAAGCUGUUAAAGAUUGCUCACAAGUUGAAAGAACAGGCACAAAUGGUGUUCAUUUAAACAGUUCUACAUUCCAAUUUGAUGGUGAAUCAUCAUUUUUUUACUCUGCAAAAGAGAACACCUCCCAGAAGAUAAACAGUUUGGACAACGAGCCUGCUGGCAACUGGUAUCUCCAUUCUAUGGCUGCAAAGCCUAAUAUCCAGAAGCAUUAUACGUCAUCUGAACUGCAUUUACGCUCACAGAUAGCAGAGAGAAUGUCCAGGCAAUCAACUCAAGCCGAUAAUCUCAAAUCUCUAGCCUCCAACUGGAACCUGCUGUCAUCAAGUCCACCUCAAAAAUGCCCUACAACUGAUCACAUGCGAGAAAUUGAAACUUGCCAUGCUAGUAUGUCAACAACAAAGCAGAUUGCAGAACCAACAUCCAAACAAGCGCCCAGCAAGGAUAAAAUACUUAUGCAGUCCUCCAUGAAAGCAAGAGGCUCACUGGAAAAAGAGAAUUUCCUGCUUUCAAUUGAUGACAUUACAUACCGAUUGAAAUGUCUAAGUAUACAUCUUGGGAGCAACGAGAUAGCUGGGAAAGAGCAAAAUGCAAUUGUUCUUUACAAAGGGGAUGGCACAAUUGUUCCAUAUCAGGACCUUGACCCUACCAAGAAACGCAAGCCACGGCCUAAAGUGGACCUAGACCCAGAGACAACUAGAAUUUGGAACAUCUUGAUGGGGAAGGAAGGAAGUGAAGACACAGAAGCAACAGACAAGGACAAGGAAAAAUGGUGGGAAGACGAAAGAAAAGUGUUCCGCGGACGUGUAGACUCAUUCAUUGCACGCAUGCAUCUUGUUCAAGGAGACAGAAGAUUCUCACAAUGGAAAGGAUCAGUUGUUGACUCAGUAAUAGGAGUGUUUCUCACGCAGAAUGUUUCAGACCAUCUUUCAAGCUCUGCCUUCAUGUCUCUUGCAGCCAAAUUCCCCCUUCAGUCAACAAGCAUCAGCCAUACAGGCUACCAAAAUGGGAUAACUAUAGUUGCUGAAGAACCAGAGGUUCAGAUACUAAGUCCAGUUGCUAGCUUUAACUAUCAAGAAAAAAUAAGAAGGCAGCCCAUAUACAACCAAAUCUCUGUGACAUCCUGUGAAACAUCGGAGCACAGAACAGAAAAUCUGGCCUCACAAACAGGAACUAGCUUAUUCAAUGAGCAUCACAGGAGAGCAGAUGAAGAUGUCAUUACAUCACAAAAUUCUUUUGACUCUUCUAUUUUUCAAGCCACUGAAGAAAUCAGAUCCAGUUCAGGGUCCAACUCAGAAGCUGAAGAUCCAACUGGAUGCCAGCCCAACAAAAAUUGCAGUCCUACUCUAAGUAGUGUUCUGCAGACAGAAGAAAAAGCUGUGUUCCAGGAAUUUUUCGGUCAUGCAUUUGGGAACUCAUUAUCACAUGAGAGGCACCUUCAUGGGCAUCAGCAAUUGGAAAUUCCAGAAUGUAACAUGCAAAAUUCAAGAAUGGACAGAGAAAAUAACCUGAAAGUCUCUUCUCCAUCUGCUUAUCCCAUCAAUUCUGAGAUUCUCCAUAUGCAAGAAUCUAUUGUUCCUUCCACUAAUUUUUGGUUGAGCAUGAUGCUAGAAUCAGGAGGACAGGAAGUAGAGCGCUUUGAAGAGUCAGAAGAAGACAGUAUAUUUUCUUUGCUUUCAGCUAAUUCUGGAAAUACAAUGCCAAAAAGUGAAUACCACAUGGGAAACAGGAUGGGACACAUGGAAGAAAGUACAAGUAGACAAAGCGCUCAACAGAAUAAAAUGCCAACGGUUCAAGCAUCAGCAGUGGUUUCAAGUGCAUCUCUGAACAUGCACCCCAUACACCAAGGUGAUUUACAAUCACGGCCUCAUACCAGAAAUAAUGAACAUUCCAUUAACAAUCAUCAAGAAGAGCGGUUCAAGAAUUUUUAUGUGGAAAGCACAUCCAUCACAGAACCCACAAGGCCUACUGAAGAACUGGCUAAAAGGAAAACCAGUUCUGAGCAGCAACUUUCUGUCAAGCAGAGGAUUUCAGCAGAGUAUAAGCAAAAAUUCUGGGAGAAUAAAGCAGUUGCAACAAAUGCAAAAGGGAAAAAAUAUUCUCCAGGUGAUCCAAUCAACGGGGAAGGCACCAAUAUCGCAAAUGCAAGAAAGAGAAACACUGAGGGCGAACAGAGAAAAGCAUUUGACUGGGAUACCUUAAGAAAGCAGGUGCAGUCCAGCAGUAGAAGAAGAGAAAGAAGUAAGGACGCAAUGGACUCGCUGGACUAUGAGGCAAUAAGACGUGCUGAUGUUAAUGAAAUCUCUGAUGCUAUUAAGGAACGUGGAAUGAACAACAUGCUAGCAGACCGCAUUAAGGAUUUUCUUGAUCGAUUGGUCAAAGACCAUGGAAGCAUUGACCUAGAAUGGCUGAGAGAUGUUCCCCCAGAUAAAGCAAAGGAUUAUCUGUUAAGCAUACGGGGAUUAGGGCUGAAAAGUGUGGAAUGUGUGCGGCUCUUAACACUUCAUAAUCUCGCUUUCCCGGUUGAUACAAAUGUUGGGCGGAUAGCUGUGAGACUAGGAUGGGUCCCUCUCCGACCCCUCCCUGAAUCACUCCAAUUGCAUCUCCUGGAGCUGUACCCAGUGCUUGAGUCAAUUCAGAAAUAUCUUUGGCCCAGACUAUGCAAACUGGAUCAGCGAACAUUGUAUGAGCUACACUACCAGAUGAUUACAUUCGGAAAGGUUUUUUGUACCAAGAGUAAACCAAAUUGCAAUGCAUGUCCAAUGAGGGGAGAGUGCCGACACUUCGCAAGCGCUUUUGCAAGUGCAAGGCUUGCCCUCCCAGGGCCAGAAGAGAGAAGUAUAGUGAGUUCAACUGCUCCCCUAGCAUCGGAUAAAUACCCUGUAGUGCUCAACCCCAUGGCACUUCCUCCAGCAGAAACCAACUUGAUUAGAGAGGCAGAGUUCGUGAAUGGCAAGUGUGAACCUAUUGUUGAGGAACCAAAAACACCAGAACAACCCAUAGAAAUAUCAGAAAGCGACAUUGAGGAUGCAUUCUAUGAGGAUCCUGACAAUAUCCCAACAAUCAAGCUCAACCUUGAAGAAUUCACCCUGAAUCUACAGAACUAUAUGCAGGAGAACAUGGAACUCCAAGAAGGCGAUAUGUCCAAAGCACUAGUUGCUUUGAAUCCAGAAGCAGCCUCUAUCCCUACACCCAAGCUAAAGAAUGUCAGUCGAUUGCGAACAGAGCACCAAGUGUAUGAGCUUCCAGAUUCACACCCUCUCCUAAAAGAGCUGGAUAGACGAGAGCCUGAUGAUCCAAGUCCAUACCUUCUUGCAAUAUGGACACCAGGUGAAACUGCAGAUUCAAUUCAACCUCCUGAAAAUAGGUGUGGGGCCCAAGGACUAGGAAAUCUGUGCAGUGAGACAACGUGCUUUUCAUGCAAUAGCAUAAGAGAAGCAAAUUCACAGUUUGUCAGAGGGACUGUUCUGAUACCAUGUAGAACCGCAAUGAGAGGGAGUUUUCCACUCAAUGGCACAUACUUCCAAGUUAAUGAGUUAUUUGCGGAUCAUGAAUCUAGCCUUAAUCCAAUCGACGUUCCAAGAGCUUGGAUAUGGAACUUGCCAAGAAGGACAGUGUACUUUGGAACCUCUGUAACGACAAUUUUCAAAGGUCUGUCAACAGAAGGAAUCCAAUACUGCUUCUGGAGAGGAUUUGUUUGUGUGAGGGGAUUUGACCGGAAAACAAGAGCACCACGACCUCUCAUGGCCAGAUUGCAUUUUCCCGCUAGUAAGUUGGCAAGGUUAAAAAAUGAAGAGAAAUAAAAGGUGGCCAAGAUGCAAAGAGGGUUACCAAUUUAAGGUACUAACCAAGAUUUGUCCCUUCAAAGAAGAGAGAAGACAGCUGAGUAGGAAAACAAGAUGGAUGACUAACAAAUUCUUGCACAUUCUAUUGCUCCUCCUCUAACAUGAGGUGCAUUUCAGAUGUAAUUCAGGCAGCAGAAAGAAAUUUUCAAGUUAAUUGGUGAUAUCCACCAAUGAGUGGGCAUUAGGCUGUAGAUGAUUAAAAUUAUAAUUUUUUUUUCCAAUUCAUGCUCAAGAAAUGAGCCAUUUUUCAGAUGUUAGCCAGUGUUAGAGAAACAGACAGAGGUCUCUUGAGAUAUAGUUAAUACACAAUCCCCCUACAUUUGUGGAGUAGUUGCAAAAAGGCAGAAAUUACAUGAGUUUCUUCAAAGCAAUGUUCCUCAACGUUUCUUCUGUUAUUAUUGACAGUGGAAAGCAUCUAUGUCCAC
Molecule: messenger RNA, 6570 nt
Organism: Ilex paraguariensis (yerba mate)
Lineage: Eukaryota; Viridiplantae; Streptophyta; Magnoliopsida; Aquifoliales; Aquifoliaceae
Source: the annotation of a GenBank genome assembly